AUGUUGGGCGACCUUUCGGCGCAGGUUGAGAAGCUGAAAGCGCAGCUUCGGCUGUUGCGCUUCCCGAUUAAGGAUUUCAUGGAGCAGGGGGUCCUUACCGGAAAGCCCAUUGCGCUGCUUCCGAUUUUGCACUUCGUCUUUUUUAGCUUCAGCAAACCCUUCGCGGGAUUCGUGCGCGAGCGUGGCUACGAACUAUACGCGAAGUCGGAUCUGAGGUUUAUUGAGGAAUGCUACCAGGUUUUGCGUAAGGAGCUCCACUACAGACCCACACUGAGUACGGCGCAAUUCUUUCAAAACGGGUUCGUGGAGCGCAAGGUAAGUAUACUUUUUCUUUCAAAGACGAAGGACAUGAAGCUACUAGUACUAUCUAGAGGGUUCGAUGAUCACCAUCAUCGGGAGACCUACUGACUGUGCACCUUUCCUCCUGUUGCCUGAUCGCGACCUGUGCCAGGACGUUGUGGAAAUGGUUUCAUCGGUUGUAGUGCCUGUUUCAGACGUGCUGUCCACUGACCUAGAAUGAAAAUUGCCGUCAACGUAGGUGAUGCUGCUACAGGACGUGAUUCGUGUGGUUCGUCGAUGGCAUAACGAGCAGGUCGGCCAAGCACGAGACGCGCUGAGCGGCAGCACCCUGUCGGUGCGCACGGCGAUGACCACACCGAAAAUGAACCGCACCGGCCCGCUUAUGGUACAGAGCCAAGCCGCCGCCGCGUCGCGCCCGCCAAUUGGCGCCUCUCUCUCCACCGGAGCGACGUCCAGCAGCGCAGCCCAGCAGGGCGCCAGUCUGGCGGAGGUCAUGUUGCGCCGGGGUUCGGACUCGUCCGACCACGCGUCCAGGCAAAUGCGGGUUUUGACCGCCGACGGAGACAUGAUGAUGUCCGGCACGACACAGGAACAAGAGGAUGGGAUCAUCGCAUCCACCGGCAAUUAUGGGCCGAUAGUUGUGACCGCCGUGAGCCCUGCGAAGUCCGCGAAUGAGGUGUUUCGGGACUUCUGCGCCGUCGAAGCCAUGACGGAGCAGUCGCCGUUGCUGACGGAAAAAUCUGCGUCCGAUCCGCUCGCCGGCGUGCACAUCCAGGCAAAGCCGGCGGUAAGCAACUCGAUGGAGCUCGAUUUCACGCUGCCCCCUCCGCAACCGAUGACGCUGGCGCACGAAGAACCGACGCCGACGCACUACAACGACGUCGUGACCACGGCCGCACACGUUGUUCACAUGGGCGGGAACAGCAGCAGCAGCAGAAAUCACGGAUCUUCAGGCUCUACUGCUGGUCGUGCCAGCAAUCCGUGGGGCCGGGAAACAAAUCACAAUUAUCUUCAAGAACAACGGGAGCAGGAGUUUGUUGAAGAAGAAGAACACCUCGUGCACACAACGCGCGACCCUUACGUCUUUGGAAACAACGCGGUAGCAGCUUACACAAUGAGCAGCUCGUCUUCGUCCGCCGCGCAUGCACGACAAGUACCCGUUUCCGCCAUGGCGUCUGGCGCCGCGGGGGUGGGGCUGCAGGACUACGUGAUGCACAAAUUUGAGGAGAUGGCGAAAACCCUUGAGGCGCUCUCCGCCCGAGUGACGGUUCUGGAAAUGGAGCGGAAAUUAGAUCAGUCACGUCAACUCGCUAUAGGCAAUCACCACACCAGCGGAGCAGCUGCACCGGCACCGAGUAGCUCGUCUGGUGUUCUUGUCGCACAUAACAACCUUCCGCCAAGGUCUCCUGCUCAACAUGCAGUUCCGACUUUUGUCAAGGACCGGUCCAUGACGAAUCCCGCCGUAAUAAGCGCCAACACCAUUCGCGAUUUGCCGCAUAUUGGGGCGGGUCAAGAAGUUCUUACUGAUGCCCGCGCAGGACGCGAUUUCCUGACGCAGACCGCGCCGCCCGUCGCGUCUUUCCAGGAAGACCCCCCUUUUUCUACCACGAUCCGGACCACCACCAACCCGUCAACAUCCUCGAGCACGACACGCGCAAGCGUAUUCACGAAGAAGCACAACUUUUUAGCUCCGGCUCAGGAGGGCAGUAAAACGAUCGUGACGCCGCCGCCUGGCGUUGAGAGUAAGUCGACUGCCGCGAGCGGAAGUCCAGCCGAGCAAGACUUCUUGGUUCAUGCGAGGUACGACAACACUUCUUCGUUCAACCCUCCAGUGCGCGAAAGUGCUGCGAGUGCCAGCGAAAGAGGAGGUGAAUAUAAUCUGGGCGCAGCCAGAAUAAAUGGGGACUCUUCAUCAUCGGAAUACAACUUCGGAAACAUGGCGUCGAGUAGAAGUCGCUCCACGACACUGACGAGCCAGCAUCAGGUCGCGGUGCACACGCCAACGUCGACAACACAAGUGGUGGUCGGCGGCGUUGCCAUUCCCUCGGCAGAGGAGACCCAGAAGCUCAUCGCAAAUUUGACAGCGAAAUUCAAGGACACACAGGAAUUGCUGGAAAAAGCAAAAGCUCGAACGCGCGAAAGCAGCAGCGCAUCCAAGCACGCGACUGGCGCGGGAUCAUCUCGGUAG
Messenger RNA from Amoebophrya sp. A120, 2488 nucleotides. NCBI's taxonomy places the organism in Eukaryota, Dinophyceae, Syndiniales, Amoebophryaceae. The record is from the annotation of a GenBank genome assembly.